Molecule: messenger RNA, 944 nt
Organism: Nymphalis io (European peacock)
Lineage: Eukaryota; Metazoa; Arthropoda; Insecta; Lepidoptera; Nymphalidae
Product: UPF0598 protein CG30010
Exons: 2
Coding region: 87-743 (218 amino acids)
Source: RefSeq, a predicted model, not a curated record
CAUUGUCAAGAAUUUAUAAAACUUCCUGCGUUGUAAUGGAUAUUAGACAGCUGAUUUUUGUUAUGAUAAUAUAAGCAUUCAUUAAAAUGAACUCAAUAUAUAGAUUGUUAGCCUAUCCUACAAAAAGUUUAUAUUUACCAAAACGUUUACUUAAAUAUGUACAAGGUCAAGAGCCAGAACCAAAAGUCCGUGAAUAUUUUUAUUUUAUUGAUCAUCAAGGCAUGUUAUUUUUAGAUGAUUCAAGAAUGAAAAACUUUACAUCUUGCUUUAAAGAAAAGAAGUUUUUAGAAUUCUUUUUUAAACGUGUCCGAUUAAAUAAAACUGGAAAAUAUCAAGAUGAAUUUCCUUUCAUAUCUUUAUGUGGAAGAGAGAGAAAUUACAUAAGAUGUGAUGAUCUACCAAUUGUAUAUACACAUAUUAUAACUAAAGGAAACCCAGAAAUAGAUUUCUUGACCUUUGGCUAUGCUGGUGAAUCAUUAAUGUCUCAAUUUCAACCUGAAAAAGUUUAUAUGUUACCUGAAACUGGUAGAGUCUAUCAUCCUGCUGAGGAUAAAUAUGGAGGAAUAGGACUUGUUAGAUCUAAACUUUCUAUCGAAAUAAGUAAGAAUUUCACAUUUAAUAAUGGUGAAACUGCACCCCCAACACAUUUUAAUUGGAAGGACAGAAAAUAUCAAUUAGAUCAAUCAUGGUUUCCAGAAACAGUUCAUAAACAUAAUAUUAAAAUAAAAUCGGUUCCUGAUUAGGUCUUAAUUUUAUAUGUAACUUGCUACCCCUCCUGUUUUCGCACGGGAUGAAUAAGGGUUUGUUUAAAAUGUUUUUGCGGUGCACAUAACUAAAGCUCCCAGUCCGCAUGUCUUUUUCCGACAUCUACAACAAUUCUCGUUAUACAACAUUCACCUAAACCUUCCUCACUCCAUCCAUUGGUGCAAACCAUAUGAAAACCA